Podospora pseudopauciseta is the source of this 1176-nucleotide messenger RNA. RefSeq names its product putative diacylglycerol O-acyltransferase tgs1 (gene tgs1). The record is from RefSeq and is a predicted model, not a curated record. Lineage: Eukaryota; Fungi; Ascomycota; Sordariomycetes; Sordariales; Podosporaceae. Gene Ontology annotation, cellular component: nucleus. Bases 142 to 1176 code for a protein of 344 amino acids. Gene Ontology annotation, biological process: 7-methylguanosine cap hypermethylation; 7-methylguanosine RNA capping. The transcript has 2 exons. Gene Ontology annotation, molecular function: RNA cap trimethylguanosine synthase activity.
GCAAACGCUCAUCCCUGUCUUGGCAUCGAGUCUCAUUGUGGUUUAAAUUUCUUGUAGAGUUCUUCUCAUGGACAAUCUGGAAAUUCUAGAUGGAAAUGACAAGCAUCUUUCCAGACUCAUUCUUGAAUCACAUAAUACAUCAUGGGCCAAGAACAGUCUGUGACUGAGCGCGACAAGGCGUCACCAAGUCCAAGUGUAGUGGCAGGCUCCACACUGCCGCGUUCACCAACCAAACACGCUGGAACAGCACUCAACUCCAGAAUUCAACCUCACACCAACAGGGUCACCAAGAAACGUCCUCAGAAAAUCAGAAAAGAUACGAGAGAGAGAAAAACGAUCCCAUUUGGCGGCAUACCCAUCCCUCACCGACCCCCAUUUGAGCCAGAGCCCAAACAGACCGCCAUGUCCAUCAUGAAACCCGUCGUUGGCAAACUGCCACUCACAGACGAAUGUCUUCACUACGUUGAUGUGUGUGAGGUGCCGCAAAAUCUUCAAAAGUAUUUCCACCAGCGCUACUCAAUAUUCAAAUUCUAUGACUAUGAUAUCCGCCUCACAAACGAUGCUUGGUUUGGCAUCACCCCAGAACCCCUAGCCUUGAGGCUCGCCAACGACCUGCCUUCACAUCUCUACUCCACCCCACGGCGCACGACCAUAGUUGACCUCUUUGGCGGUGCUGGCGGCAACACGAUCGCCUUUGCCCUCUCAGAAAAAUGGGAGCAUGUCAUCUCCAUCGAGCGCGAUGCCUCCACUCUCGCAUGCGCCCAACACAACGCCGAGGUAUACGGCGUCUCCGGAUACAUCACCUUUAUCCAUGGUGACUGCCUCGACUUUUUGGAUCGUCUAAAGCAUCACCCAGAAACACUGGAUUUAUCACUACGAGAAAAGUGUGAUAUGAGUCAGACCGUUCUGUUUGCAUCGCCACCAUGGGGAGGAGUGGACUAUAAGGAGCAGGAUGUGUUCGACCUGAGCACCAUGGAGCCGUACAACCUCGAGGUACUACACAAGGCUUGCAGUCCUAUGGAGCAUGCUUUGUAUUUGCCUAGGACGAGCGAUUUGAGGCAGAUUGCAAAGCUGGCUCCGAAAGGUGAGAAGAUAGAAGUGGUGCAGUAUUGUAUGGAUGGGGCGAGUAAAGCGAUGGUUGUUUUGAUCCCAGAAGCGAUGCCGGAGUUAACUUGA